This is a messenger RNA of Sclerotinia sclerotiorum 1980 UF-70, 156 nucleotides long. RefSeq lists its product with no specific name. The coding region runs from base 1 to 156 and encodes 51 amino acids. The record is from RefSeq and is a predicted model, not a curated record. The transcript is spliced from 2 exons. NCBI's taxonomy places the organism in Eukaryota, Fungi, Ascomycota, Leotiomycetes, Helotiales, Sclerotiniaceae.
AUGCAUAAUAAAAGAGAAACCGCACAAGUCCAGCCACUUCGAAAUCUCAAAAUUGCCAUCAACCACCAUCCCAUCGAUCUUAUUCUGCUCCCACUCAGUCCAGAAAUUAAAGUCAUCUUAUCUGCUCUUCUUUGUCAUCAAAGCUCCGCACCUUGA